AUGAGAAUUAGAAAACAUGCGAAGAUUUCUCUGGUGAAUAACCGUGUUUGCCAACUCAACCAGUCGCCAUGGGAUGUCAUCACUUUCCCCAAUGAAGACCCAUCACUUUUUCAGCCACCGCUGCCAUCUUCUUCUAAUUAUCAGUUUGUUGGAUCUGUUGAUAAUGGGACCUUCAAUGAUACCGAUGAAACUUCUGCGAGUGUUGUUGAGGACGUGGACGUCGAUAUUUCUUUUGCUGCUAAGACAAUUAACCAAGACAAGGAUGAUGAUUUAGAGAUGAAGGAGCUAGGGUUAUUAAUGGACAAAAAUAAUAAUGGUAACAAGAAACAAGAGAAGAAACAUGAUGUUGUAGUGGCGAAGACAGGAAGUUUGCGCCGUCUCCCAACUCGUGCUAAAAAAUCAUCAUAUUCCUCUUCCAAUACUAAUGAUUUCUACUAUUAUUCGGGUUUUGGUCCAUUAUGGGGCAAGAAAAAGGGUGCAAGCAGGAAGACUAUUCAUCCUGCAACAAGUAUCACUGGAAACAAUUCAACCAAAAAUGCUGAGCAAUGUUCGUCAUCCCAAAUGGAUAAUGAAGAAAUUAACUAUGUUGAACUUGAAGACGAGGAUGAUCAUCAUGAAGAACAAAAUGGGAAGAAGAAGAAGAAGAGAUCACUAGAAGCCAAUUAA
Messenger RNA from Solanum tuberosum (potato), 666 nucleotides. RefSeq lists its product as uncharacterized. The transcript has 3 exons. Lineage: Eukaryota; Viridiplantae; Streptophyta; Magnoliopsida; Solanales; Solanaceae. The record is from RefSeq and is a predicted model, not a curated record. The coding region runs from base 1 to 666 and encodes 221 amino acids.